CUCCUCCACCACCUGUUCUCCUCGGGUAGAGGAGGUUGUGACGGCGGCUGGAGGACGCGGCAAUGGAGGAAGGAGGCGGCGGCUUGCGGAGCCUGGUCCCCGGAGGGCCGCUGUUGCUGGUUCUGUACGGUCUCCUGGAGGCGUCCGGCGGCGGCCGAGCGCUGCCCCAGCUCAGCGACGACAUCCCCUUCCGAGUCAACUGGCCCGGCACCGAGUUCUCUCUGCCUACAACUGGAGUUUUGUAUAAAGAAGAUAAUUACAUCAUCAUGACAACUGCACAUAAAGAAAAAUACAAAUGUAUACUUCCUCUUGUGACAAGUGGGGAUGAGGAAGAAGAAAAGGAUUACAAAGGCCCCAAUCCAAGAGAGCUUUUGGAACCACUAUUUAAACAGAGCAGUUGUUCCUACAGAAUUGAAUCUUACUGGACUUAUGAAGUAUGUCAUGGGAAACAUAUUCGACAGUACCAUGAAGAAAAAGAAACUGGCCAAAAAGUAAAUAUUCAUGAAUACUACCUUGGGAAUAUGUUGGCUAAGAGUCUUCUGUAUGAAAAAGAACGAGAAGCAAAAGAAAGAGAAAAGUCAAACGAGAUUCCCACUAAAAACAUUGAAGGUCAGAUGACAGCUUACUAUCCUGUGGGAAUGGGAAAUGGUACACCGUGUAGUCUGAGACAGAACCAGCCCAGAUCCAGUACUGUCAUGUACAUAUGCCAUCCUGAAUCUAAGCAUGAGAUCCUUUCAGUAGCUGAAGUUACUACUUGCGAAUAUGAAGUUGUCAUUUUGACACCACUCUUGUGCAGUCAUCCUAAAUACAAGUUCAGAGCCUCUCCUGUGAAUGAUAUAUUCUGUCAAUCACUGCCUGGAUCUCCAUUUAAACCCCUCACACUAAGACAGUUGGAACAACAGGAAGAGAUACUGAGGGUGCCAUUUAGGAGAAAUAAAGAGGAAGAUUUGCCAUCUGCUAAAGAAGAGAGAUUUCCAGCCAUCCACAAACCUAUUGCUGUUGGCUCUCAGCCAGUGCUCACUGUUGGUACAACCCACAUUUCUAAGCUGACAGAUGACCAGCUCAUAAAGGAGUUCCUAAGUGGCUCUUACUGCUUUCAUGGGGGUGUUGGUUGGUGGAAAUAUGAAUUCUGCUAUGGCAAACACGUACAUCAAUAUCACGAGGACAAAGAUAAUGGGAGAACUUCUGUAGUUGUGGGGACAUGGAACCAAGAAGAGCAUGUUGAGUGGGCUAAGAAAAAUACUGCUAGAGCUUAUCAUCUUCAAGACGAUGGCACCCAGACAGUCAGGAUGGUAUCACAUUUUUAUGGAAAUGGGGAUAUUUGUGAUAUAACUGACAAACCCAGACAGGUGACUGUAAAACUAAAGUGUAAAGAAUCAGAUUCUCCUCAUGCUGUCACUGUGUAUAUGCUUGAGCCUCACUCCUGCCAGUAUAUUCUUGGGGUUGAAUCUCCAGUAAUCUGUAAAAUUCUAGAUACAGCUGAUGAAAAUGGACUUCUUUCUCUCCCCAAUUAAAGGAUAUUAAAGUUGAAGGAAAGAAAGAUAAUUGAAAAUCAUCACUUCCUCCUGACCAUAUCUCAUUGUAGAGUCUCACCAUUGGACAUUGUCUAUAGUAUCACAAAAAAAUGACUGGCAACCACACUGUGAAAUUCCUGUGUAUAUAAGAGAUUAUGGAUAAACUUGUAAGGCAGAUCCUUGUCUCACUUCA
This is a messenger RNA of Grammomys surdaster, 1707 nucleotides long. It is a transcript of the gene Erlec1, whose product is annotated as endoplasmic reticulum lectin 1. The record is from RefSeq and is a predicted model, not a curated record. NCBI's taxonomy places the organism in Eukaryota, Metazoa, Chordata, Mammalia, Rodentia, Muridae. The transcript has 14 exons. The coding region runs from base 63 to 1514 and encodes 483 amino acids. Gene Ontology annotation, cellular component: endoplasmic reticulum lumen. Gene Ontology annotation, biological process: endoplasmic reticulum unfolded protein response; retrograde protein transport, ER to cytosol.